UUGACAAAACGUUGAUUAUAAACGACGCCGAAUUGCACUUGCAUCGCAUUGGCUCCCUCAUCGCCAUUUGCUUCAAAUCGCCGUCACUUUCACCAAGAUCUUCAUCAACCAUCUACGCAGUGCAAAGAACACAGCACCACCACCAACAAACCGACCCCUCAUCGAGCGUUAUGGGUGUAGCUCAGGCCCUCAAGAGGAUCCCUCGCAUCAAGUUCCCUAAGCGACAUCCAAACCCCUCUGGUUCUACUUCUCAGACUCCAACAAGCAUUGGGGUGGAUGAUCAAGUGUUAUUCUUAUCUUUAAAUGAAAAGGCAUCCAAAACUAUUGGAGGAAAAGCUUCCCUUCAGCCUAAAAGGACUCCAAUGUCCAAUGAGGAGAUUGAAGCUAUUUUGCUGGGUGGAUGCAUCUGAUGAGCUUUGAGAGUGGAAUAUAGUAUGGUUGUGGACAUUCUUUUCUUAUAUUUAAAGUUUUAGCUUCCAGCAUUGAACUUUCUAUCAGUAUCAUCAUAUCAUAAUAUUAUGAAAUUUCUAUUUGCAAAAGAAAUACUUGAUUUAAAUGUUCUUUAUAAGAGGAAAGGAAAUGCAGUUUGGACACCCAUUUUGCUUUA
This is a messenger RNA of Cucurbita moschata (crookneck pumpkin), 607 nucleotides long. RefSeq lists its product as uncharacterized. The record is from RefSeq and is a predicted model, not a curated record. The transcript is spliced from 3 exons. Bases 171 to 410 code for a protein of 79 amino acids. NCBI's taxonomy places the organism in Eukaryota, Viridiplantae, Streptophyta, Magnoliopsida, Cucurbitales, Cucurbitaceae.